Molecule: messenger RNA, 556 nt
Organism: Lecanosticta acicola
Lineage: Eukaryota; Fungi; Ascomycota; Dothideomycetes; Mycosphaerellales; Mycosphaerellaceae
Source: the annotation of a GenBank genome assembly
AUGCCGGACCUCCCUCAUGGAUGGCGUAUGAGGAACAGCGAGGGCGAGAAGAAGGGACCUCCUGUUGAAGACAACAUUUUCCAUUCCGGUGACGAGGGCAGCGAACCGGGUAGCGAUCAACUGGAUAUCCGUCCAGAUUCUGAAGGAUGGGAUGAUGUUGAAGACGACACUGAAGAAGUCAUGGUCAAGGAUCUGUUGUCAGACAAGACAUUUCCUUCGGCCAGUGCAAUGAUUGAGUAUUGCAAGGAGACGCAUGGCUUGGACUUCCUCGCGGUGAUUCGAGACAACAGUACGUCCUGAACUUGCAAGCUACGCUAAUACACGCUAACGAUGUUCAGAACUCGACUUCUAUUCCGCAAUCAAGCUGAUCAACUACAUUCGAUCAGAAGUGAAGGCAGGCCAAGCAAAGCCGAAGGUCACUGAUUCAACCUUGUGGUCCGAUGACAAGUAUCUCCAACCUGUGUUGGAAGACGACGCUUUGCUCUUCAACCUUGACGAUCUCGUCGACACAGCUGUCCCCGAAGACGAAGAGAAGACGAAGGAGGCUGAGAGCUAA